This is a messenger RNA of Brassicogethes aeneus, 2541 nucleotides long. Lineage: Eukaryota; Metazoa; Arthropoda; Insecta; Coleoptera; Nitidulidae. The record is from the annotation of a GenBank genome assembly.
CAAACAUACACAUUUGCAGUUCGUUGAGCAUAGGAGUUCUGUGAUAAUAGUUUGGUGCAUGAUUAAUUAGUUAGUUAAGUAAUUAGUAAAAAUGUUUCUAAUCCAGGUCGUAUUCAGCUAGCAUCAAUAAUCUGGCAACCAUGUUCGCCGAGGAAAACUCACAGGAAUGGUUCUUCACUGAAGACCCACAAAACGAAAAUUGCAGGUCACGUCUGGGAAAAGGUGACUCCAGUAGCUCAUCUUCAGGAUCAAGUGUUUUAGUACCACGAAGAUGGCUUUUUAAGGUUCAAGUCCCUGAACUUCGCAAAGAUGAGGUGGUUUGCGUUGUAGGAAAUAUUGCCGAGUUGGGAAAAUUUAUGCCUGAAAAGUGCCGGGUUUUAAAACAAGAGGGGGAUGAUAUCUGGGCUCAGUACAUUGAAAUCCCUGAAAAAACCAGGAUCGAGUACAGAUAUUGCAUUUGCGUUGUGAUAGAGGAGGGGGUGCAAGUUAUAGUUAGGAAUUGGGAGACCAGAAUAUACCCCAGAACCAUAGGUUAUCAUGAUGAGUCUUCCGAAGACAAUAUUGACAUAUACGGGGACUUUAGCAACGAUGGGGAUCUUAAAAUUGAUAGGGGUUGGUUGAUAAAGGAAACUAUAGUACAAUUGAAGCUUUGCAAUGAUCCUCUUACUUUAUGGCGGCCAAAAUAUAGCAAUAGGACCCUUUUUAUUAAAGUAACACCUGUUAACUUGCAGCGGAAUAAUAUAAAAACCUCUCUAUCAGAAGCUCUAGAAGAGUCUCUGAGCACUGAUACACAAGAUCAAUUAGAAAGCCCUAAGCAUGCGUUCACUGAAGUGGCAAGUUUAAAUUCUGAUGACCCAACUUUCAAAGUGCAAACUCAAUUUGGUCAUGAGUAUAACAAUAACGAUCUUCUCAUUUUUCAAUCUACAGUUCUUUGCCCUGCUAACAUAGCGUUCCUGAUUGAUUUUUACGUGUACAGUAGCAGAUCUCAAGAGGGUGAGCCACCAUAUCAUGCCGGUUUCAGCUACUUGCUGCCUUCAGUAAUUCUUCAAAAUUCUGAGGGCAAAUGUGUUCUCCCUGUAACAAGUACAAAGCAUAGACCUCUAGGCCAAAUCCGUUUGGAAUACAUUGUUAUAUCCCCCAUGAAAACCUUUAACUGUAACAUGCUGACAACAUACCAAAGACACUGGAAGAAGAGUAGACCUACUUUAGAUGUUGGUCAUAGAGGCUCAGGGUCUAGUUUUAAAACUCAAAAUUGCGCUGAAGUCCGAGAAAAUACAAUUGCUAGUCUUAAAACAGCCAUUGCUCAUGGAGCUGACUUUGUAGAGUUUGAUGUACAAUUGAGUAAGGAUUUAGUGCCUAUUAUUUACCAUGAUUUCCAUGUUUGCAUUGCCAUGAAGAAGAAAAAAGAUCUACUGGACAGUGAUAUGUUGGAGAUACCUCUUAAGGAGUUAACUUUGGAACAACUUAGAAUGUUAAGGGUCUACCAUUUGACCGAAGCAAAAACGAAAAACCCCAAAACGUUCAACGAGGACGACUUGGAGGAGCACCAGCCGUUCCCCACGUUGAUGGAGGCCUUGCAAACUUUGGACCCGCACACGGGGCUGAACAUCGAAAUAAAAUGGACGAUGCAAAUGGCGGACGGUUCGUUCGAGUUGUACCAUCCGUACGACCUGAAUCUGUACUUGGACACGAUCUUGGAGGUGGUCCUGGCGCACGGCGACAAAAGGAGAAUCGUUUUUUCGUGCUUCAACCCGGACAUCUGCCAGGUCAUUCGGCUGAAGCAGAAUAAGUUCCCCGUGAUGUUUUUGACCAUAGGGGAGAGUCAGGUUUACGACAAGUACGCGGAUCCCAGAUGCUGGUCCAUCAAUUCCGCCACCCAGUACGCCUUGAUGAGCGAACUGUUGGGCAUUAACGUUCACACGGAGGAUAUUCUGCGCGAUCCGUCGCUGGUUCAGUUGGCCCAUAGAAAUCACCUAGUCAUUUUCUGCUGGGGCGACGAAAAUGCAGACCCCUCCACAAUAAAAUACCUGAAAAAAUUGCAGCUCCAUGGCGUGAUAUUCGAUAAAAUAAACCAAUUUUCCAGCAAGGAGGUGAAAGAGAGCAUUUUCUUGGUCGAAGCCAGGCAGUCGCAGAAGGAUUUGAUUAUUUUGGCGGCUGCCAAUGCCGAAAAGCCGCUCAGUCCUCAGCCGAUUACGAAUAAGGAUAGAAUUUUGGAUGUGGAAAAGGCGAGAGUACAUUUGGUCGACAAUUUGUCGACUGCCACCUCUUUGGAGAGCUUGGAAAGUAGGUUGUCUGACUAUCAAAAAAAGGCGCAAAAUAGUAAAAGCAAUUAGUUCAAUUUAAAAAAAAAAGACAAACAUCUUUUCCUGUGUUAUUUUAAUAAAAAAAUCAUCAUGUUAGGUAAUAUCAUGUUUUUAGGUAAAUAAUUUAUCCUCAAUUAUAUUUUUUGUAAAAAGAAUCAAGUGAUACAUAAAUUUUGUGUGACUUCUUUAUUUUGUGCACAUUUUAAUUCAAAUUGCAUCUUUUUAUUAUUUGUUUUUG